CCACAGCUCUCUCACAACUCUCUCACACCACUACCAGACCACUUUCAUCUUCUAACUCUCCGACCAAACGCCGCUAUUACUUCCGCCGAACACUCCGCUUAUUCUCCUACCACGCCACUCCACAAGCACAAAUGGACUCCUCACCUCUCAACCGUCUACCACAAGACACACUCCACCUGAUCUUCUCUCACCUCCCUCUCCGCCAUAUCAUCGCCUGCCGAUCCGUCUGCAAAUCCCUUAACGCCACCUUAUCAUCACCCUCCUUCAUACAACUCAUCUCGACCCAACACCCUCCUCUCUCUCUCAUCGCCCUCCGUCCCUCCCACCGCCACGUGUCCUCUAAUCCCACCCUUCACGUCUUCGACCCCGACCAAGACCAAUGGGUCAGAUUCCCGCUCUCCUUCCUCCCCUUCCGUUCCCACCACCCCGUCACUUCCUCCCACGGCGUCAUUUACCUCUGGGCCGAGUCCAAUUCGCCCAACUCGCUCAAUUCGGUUCAGUCCACCAAAUCACUCGUUAUGUGUAACCCUCUGACUCAGACUUUUCGUGUCCUACCCCAACUCGGCUCGGCCUGGUCACGCCACGGCUCAGUCCUAGUCGGCUCACCUAGUAAAGUCUUGGUCCUCACCGAACUGGCGGCGCUAUACUAUUCCGGCUCUUCCGAUAAUUGGCUCAAGUUUUCAUCAAAUUUACAAUCCAAGCCACGAAGCCCUAUUUUAGUUUCAGAGUCCAUUUUCGCUCUAUGCGACGUCGGAUCGCCAUGGAGAUCGCAAUGGAAGCUUUUCACAAUCACUCUCUCGAAUCUCCAAUCAUCACAGCCAUGGACUCGGCUCGAAAGGCACGAAUGGGGGGAUGUAUUUGAUAUACUAAAACGUCCUCGUUUGGUGAAGGGAAUUGGGAAUAAAAUUCUGAUGAUCGGGGGUUUAAAAUCGUCGUUUUCGCUGAAUGCUUCGGUGUCAACGAUCUUGAUACUGAGGUUGGAUUUGGAGAGCUUGGAAUGGGACGAGGCGGGAAGAAUGCCGUUGGAGAUGUUUAGGAUUUUUCAGGAAUCGAGUAAGUUUAAGGUGUUUGGUGGUGGUAAUAAGGUUUGCUUUUCGGCGAAGAGGAUUAAUAAGUUGGUUUUGUGGGAUUGUGCGGAAAAGGAAGGGAAAGGGGAGUGGAGAUGGAUCGAUGGCGUUCCUGGCAAUGGGGACGGGCUAUUUCGGGGCUUUGUGUUUGAAGCCAGGCUCACUGCCCCGCCUUAAGCGUUUCAUCAAUCGGUAAUUCAAUUUUUUGUUUUAAUGUUGGUGAAAUAAUGGGAUUAUUGUGAUCAUUGCGUUGAAAGUGUUGUGUAUUAGAAUUAAAGUUGAGUGUUUGAUAAGUGGUAUACACUUUUGUAAUCGAUUUAUUUAUCGUUAAUUUAUAGCAUC
Molecule: messenger RNA, 1409 nt
Organism: Ilex paraguariensis (yerba mate)
Lineage: Eukaryota; Viridiplantae; Streptophyta; Magnoliopsida; Aquifoliales; Aquifoliaceae
Source: the annotation of a GenBank genome assembly